This is a messenger RNA of Plasmodium vivax (malaria parasite P. vivax), 1143 nucleotides long. RefSeq lists its product as hypothetical. The transcript has a single exon. The record is from RefSeq and is a predicted model, not a curated record. NCBI's taxonomy places the organism in Eukaryota, Apicomplexa, Aconoidasida, Haemosporida, Plasmodiidae. The coding region runs from base 1 to 852 and encodes 283 amino acids.
AUGAAUAAAAACUUCGCGCAAAUAUUGGAGGAUUUCAUUUCGGAUGGGAGUAGAAAACACAGAGGGCAUGGUGAUGACGGCGCGAAUGAGGAAAACGUCCCACAUUUCAUCAAUCAGGACGGAUCCAACCUGUUCAAUGAUGAUAUAGGAAAAAAAUUUGAAAAAAAAAACUUUUUCAAAUAUACAGAAUAUUCAUUAAGUAGCCUGUACAUGUCAGACAAUCAAAUUCCUUUAGAAGAAGAUCCCAAAUUUGAAACGUUCAUAAAUGUAAUAACCAAAGCAUCAGAUGUUAACAACGAGUAUAAAUGGGUUGAUGACUAUUUCAAAUUUGAGGUGAAAGAAGAAAUGAAUAUUUUAACACCGCGAUCGCAAGACAGAGAUUUUCUCUUUAGGAAAUAUUUACAGCCAAAUCAGUUAAAAAAUAUUUGCCUGCUACGAAAAUAUGAACAAGCAGCCAUUUCCAAAACGCCGGAAAAAAAUAAAGUGGAUGCUAAAAUAGUGUCCGAGUAUAUUGUUCACGAUAGUUACAGGCAAAUAAUGAAGGCACUAAAUUUCAAAUGGAGCCACAGGAUUUUUACAAAAGCGCGUAUUUUUCACAGUAAAUAUGGAAACAGCGAUCACAUAGUCAUACUCGUCAUGCGGCAUUACAAGGAUGAGAAUUUUCUUCAUCCACUUUUUCACGACAGAGCACUUGUUCAGAUAAAGUCCUAUUUAAAUGAUAACAAGCACGCCGAUAUGACUCAGAAGAAUUUGCUGAACUACACGGAGGUUUUCAAGCCGUACGUCUCACUGAGGAAGGUGGACAGCAACUUCGUGGAGCAAAUUAAGGACAGGUAUUACGGCGCCUUUUAGGGGUCCCCGCCCAUGUAUCGAUAUAUGCAUCGAUAUAUGCAUCGAUAGAUGCAUCGAUAGAUGUAUGCCUGCAAAGGAGGGAGCGUGCCGCUUGGCCAAUCUGACCGGCAUUCCGCAGCACGUCUUUUUCGCGUGCCCAGCUUCUUCAUAAGGGCUCCCCAAUUGGCUCUUUUUCGAAUCACUUGUUUGUGUGCAACAUUGUGUGUGGGGUCACUGGCUGGUGUUUUUACGCAUCAUAUCACCUCCACUUCCUUCCUUCGAAUCACCCCAACUCGCAUGAGCGUACGUGCC